CACACCCAUUCCCCUACCCUUUCCAUGGCCACCUCCUACUCACGGCGCCUCCUCGCGGCCGCCGACCUCGUCCUCUCCGCCGACUCCCAGGAGACCCACCGCCUCCCCGACUGCAGCGUCGUCACGGCCGAGCUCAAGCCGCACCAGCUGGAUGGCGUCGCCUGGCUCAUCCGUCGCUACCGUCUCGGUGUCAACGUCGUCCUCGGUGAUGAGGUGAGCCUCCUUGCCGCCUGGCCUGUCGACUCGACUAGGUGCCGGGUCUGGAUACCCGCGAGUUAACCCUGCUCGCGUGGAGAUACCUUUCAUCAUUUCGUUCGCUUGCUUUACUGCGUCAUCAUUACUUCUCGACUCAUUACUAGUCACUGUAUGUUUGCUUAUUAGUUUUGUUUACACCUUGUUUAUGUCGCCAAAUGUUGACGCCCGGUGAGAUAAUACCCUCCUCUAUGAAACUAGGGUGUAUAACCGCUUUUUUUCAGAACAAUAUUAGCCUGUGUGAUUGAUUCUUAUGGGUGUUUGACCAUGUGCAGAUGGGGCUUGGCAAGACCCUACAAGCAAUUUCUCUCUUGAGCUACCUCAAGACCCAACGCAUCGCACCUGGACCGUUUUUGGUAUUAUGUCCUCUAAGUGUCACAGAUGGCUGGCUCUCAGAGUUCAAAAAAUUUUGUCCUUCUUUGAGAGUCAUGCAGUAUGUCGGUGAUAAGGUGCACCGUCGUCAUCUUCGCAGAACCAUGUAUGAAGAUGCCCAGAAAUCUUCCACGUCAUCUGAUUCUAAUGGAUUAUCAUUUGAUGUGCUCAUGACAACCUAUGACAUAGCCUUGAUGGAUCAAGAUUUUCUUUCACAAAUCCCCUGGCACUACGCAGUUAUCGAUGAGGCUCAACGUCUCAAGAAUCCAUCCAGUGUAUUGUAUAAUGUCCUUGAGCAACGUUUCAUCAUGCCAAGGUGUCUACUACUAACAGGAACUCCUAUCCAGAACAACCUUUCUGAACUAUGGGCGUUGAUGCACUUUUGCUUGCCUUUAAUAUUUGGAAAGCUGGAUGAGUUUCUUUCUACUUUCAAUGAAGCAGGAGACUCGAUGACAGGUGCUGAAGCUAAUAAAGCAAACAGACAAUUCAAGAUCCUGAAACAUAUACUCAAAGCAUUUAUGCUCCGUCGAACAAAAGCUUUACUAAUUGAGAGUGGAAUUCUGGCGCUGCCUCCACUAACUGAGCUAACAGUGAUGGUGCCACUGACGCAGUUACAAAAGAAGCUCUACUUGUCGGUGUUGAGAAAAGAGCUGCAAACACUUCUUUCAUUUACUGGAGGAUCAUCUCGCCAUCAGUCUUUGCAAAACAUUUGCAAGUGUUGGUAUUUAGAAGAAGUAAAAAAAAACUCGACCACGGGGAGCAGACAUCACCCUGGCUUCGUCUUAAAGGAGGGGACUACUAAGGUGCCCACUUUUUACGAGCACCCGGCUUCGAGCCCAGGUGGGCGGCCCCCUCAACUGGAGGCUCUACCAACUGAGCUAUCACUCGGUUCUCAAGCGUUGGUUAUACAAUUGCGGAAAGCUUGCAGUCACCCAUAUUUAUUCAGUGGAAUUGAACCUGAGCCUUAUGUGGAAGGGGAACAUUUAGUUGAGGCUAGUGGAAAGCUCAUUUUGCUCGAUCUUGUUCUUAAGAAGCUCCAUGACUUAGGCCAUCGUGUUCUGCUAUUUGCUCAGAUGACCCAAACACUGGACAUUCUUCAGGACUUCCUGGAACUGCGCAGUUAUACUUAUGAGCGCCUGGAUGGUUCAGUGCGUGCUGAGGAACGGUUUGCAGCAAUUAGAAAUUUCAGCUCUCAAUCUACCAAAGGUCUUAUGAGAGAUGAUAAUCAAAGCCAAGCUUUUGUUUUCAUGAUAUCAACUAGAGCAGGGGGUGUGGGGCUUAAUCUCAUUGGUGCUGAUACUGUUAUUUUUUAUGAACAAGACUGGAAUCCUCAAGCUGACAAACAGGCCUUGCAGCGUGCUCACCGCAUUGGACAGUUGAAUCAUGUAUUGUCAAUAAAUUUGGUAUCGCAGCGCACAAUUGAAGAGGUCAUCAUGCGAAGAGCCGAGAGAAAACUUAAGCUUAGCCACAAUAUUAUUGGAGAAGAGGAUGCAACUAAUGGGAAGGAGAGAGAUCUGGGAAAUGAAGCUAGUGACAUGAAAUCAAUUAUCUUUGGCUUGCACCUGUUUGAUCCGAUGGAUACAACCGCAGAAACAAUCAAUGAGGACACAGCUGCUGAGACCAUCAGUGCAAAGACACUGGCAAAGUUGAAAACAAUGUCUGAAAAGGUUGUCAUGAUGCGUAGUCAUGAACCUUCAGAAAAGGAUGAACGGGCAUUUGAAAUCAACCUAAAUUUGACUGACAGCAGCGGGACUAUGAUUAGAAAGGCUUCUGAUUCCAUUACUGUUGAUCCUGGGCUUAAUGAAGCUGUAUACCUAUCCUGGGUCAAGAAGUUCAAAGAGGCUUCCGAUUCUAUUGAAGAGACCACAGCUGAACUAGGAAGGCAGAGAGCAGCACCUGAAGAGAAGCUCCUGAAACGUGAAGCUAACAAGAAAAAAACAGAAGAAAAGAGAUUAGCCAAGUGGGAAGCUUUGGGGUACCAGUCACUAGCGAUCAAAGACCCUGGUAUCAUAGCAAAACAGAAUAUUCCAGACUCAGGAUCCGUCCAACUUGUAUAUGGAGAUUGCACUGAUCCUUUGAAGGUUUGUCCCACAGAGUCUGCCAUCAUAUUCAGUUGCAUAGAUAAUUCUGGGACAUGGGGACAUGGAGGAAUGUUUGAUGCUUUGACUAGUCUCUCGACGUGCAUUCCGGAUGCUUAUCAUCGUGCUUCUGAAUUUGAUGAUCUCCACAUGGGGGAUCUUCACUUGAUUCAGCUUGAUGAAGCCAACUGUAGCAGGAGUUUCGAAGCACCUUUAUGGGUGGCACUGGCUAUUGUUCAGUCUUACAAUCCGAGACGUAAAGUUCCAAGAAGUGAAAUCUCCAUGUCUGAUUUGGAGCUGUGUUUAUCAAAAGCAGCCUUCUCAGCUGCUCAGCGUUCUGCGAGUAUCCACAUGCCCCGAAUUGGUUACCAAGGUGGUUCCCAACGAUCAGAAUGGUACACCAUAGAACGCCUGCUCAGGAAACACUCAUCUCUCCAUGGAAUCAACAUUUUUGUGUACUACUUUCAGCGUUCAUCGAGGCAACAGACAUAUUCUAACUAGUCCAUGCUGAUGCUUUCUGUUCUAAGCAACACAAGCUAGGUGUAGGGAUGUUUCUGUAACCUACUAGAAGAAUCAGGGAUUAUGCAGUUAGCUUGUAACUUUUUUUUUGGGGGGGGGGGGGGCGCUUUUCUGCAGCUUAGUUGAGUAGAUCGGUCAGAUGAAUUAGGUUUUAGGGUUUGGGCCUCUUUAGGUAAGAGUAAUAUGUACUAUGAAAGAUGGGAAACUUCAAGUUCUGUUUUCAACUGCUGUCCCUUUUGUUUGUUUGGCAUGUAUUUUCCUGGUCAAAUCUGUCAAGUUUUGAUGAAGUAUCAAGUUGUAAUAUGUGGUUUGCCUCCUUUAAUUGAUGAGUAGUUAUACAAGAUAAUCUCUGUUUACGUCAGUAUUCAAGUGAUGUAUUCAUAGCCCUUCUUUUAGCUUUUUUGCACCUGAUGAUCUGAACGUCUGUUUCAGGGUGACAAGGCUCAUAUCUCAAUGCAAAAUGGAGCCCUGGACCCCAGACGCAAGAAUGAAACCAUGCAGAUAUGAGAUCAGACUGAGUUCUUGAUGGCCGAGCUGUAUCCAUCCUGGUCAUCGUAGAACUUGGACCACAGCAUCACGCCCCCAUACUUGGUUGAGUUCUUCAAUGCCGGAAGCACCUGAGACUCGAGGCUCCCCACUGGAAUUCAUCAGGUUGGCCAUGCUCCCCUGUGUGUAUUGGCAAGGUGGGUUGUUGUAGAACUGAACCCACACAUAGUCAAAGAGCCCUGUCUGAAGGGCUUUGCCGACCCACUGAUCUGGGAAAGGACACUGCGGCGCUGCUGAUAGGUACACCUCCUUCCCCUUGCCACUGUAGGCUUUGAGAUAUGCCGCAAGGGCUCCGUAGUAGUCUGGGUUUCCUCCCUCGAUAUCAAAGUCCACACCAUCAAGCACUGCAUCGCCAAGUGGCCUCUUAUCUGAUUGUCCACCGAGGAAAUUGUUCCAGAUAUACUGGGCAAGCUUGAAAGCAUCUUGCUUGGAGUUGAGCGAGUAGCCUCCAGCGCCUCCACCGAUGGAAAGCAUGACCUUGACACCCUUGGACUGGCAGAACUUGAUGUCUGUGGUGAGGUUGGUGCAAGCAUUGGAGUAGGGGUCGCAGUGGCCUGCGAGGUUUAGCUGUGGGAUCUGCCCUGAGCCGAAGCUGCAGAGGAAGGCAAUGUUGACGAAGGCGUAGUUGCCAGUGCCGCAUGUCUCGGCAAGGGUACCCUCAUUGCCGUUCUGGCCCCAGUAGAUGGCAAUGCUGCCGCCAUGGCUCCUGGGAGCUGAGGAUAAAAGGAAGACGAUGAAGAGGCAGGCAACAAGGGAGUAGGAACUGUAAGUGGCCAUUGCUCUUGCCUCUUUGAUUCCUAUAGCUCCCCACCGGGAUUGUUUGUUGGUUUGGAGAUGGGAUGCUGCUACCUGCAUGAAUUGCUGAUUAUAUAUAGUGGUCUUACGAGA
This is a messenger RNA of Phragmites australis (common reed), 4655 nucleotides long. RefSeq names its product probable helicase CHR10. Gene Ontology annotation, biological process: DNA repair; chromatin remodeling. Lineage: Eukaryota; Viridiplantae; Streptophyta; Magnoliopsida; Poales; Poaceae. The record is from RefSeq and is a predicted model, not a curated record. The coding region runs from base 528 to 3203 and encodes 891 amino acids. The transcript has 19 exons. Gene Ontology annotation, molecular function: DNA helicase activity; ATP binding; ATP-dependent chromatin remodeler activity.